This is a messenger RNA of Ascochyta rabiei, 393 nucleotides long. RefSeq lists its product as uncharacterized. Bases 1 to 393 code for a protein of 130 amino acids. The record is from RefSeq and is a predicted model, not a curated record. The transcript has a single exon. NCBI's taxonomy places the organism in Eukaryota, Fungi, Ascomycota, Dothideomycetes, Pleosporales, Didymellaceae.
AUGCAUUUCCUACCUCCCCUCGGCGAAACCUUCUAUGCAUACCGAGGCGCGACAGAAGACCUGGUGCAAUGGAUCGCAACAACAGCGCGCGCGACGGGUACUGUUGAAGAUUUAUUCGACGAGGAUGUACCUAUAUCGCCUCCGUCCUUCCUCCAGAGGCUGAAAGACAAACACGCAGGACCGCUGUCCAGGAUGCGAAAGCUGAGAGGCAAACUACGAAACCGGACCAAGUCAACGAGCACCGUCACCUCUCCCUCGGCGAUUGAAAUCUCUUACAAGACCUUGAAACGACUCGGCAAAGCAAUCGCGACCGCAGGGAAUAUCGAAAUACCAUUCAACGUCUUAGUGGUGCUCAAAGGCAUCAUACACGCUCGGAAGGGAUUUGCCACGUAG